AUGGAGCAGGCGCUCCGAGCACGCAGCCUCACAUCAGCCUCUGCUCGCAGGAAGAAGAUACAAGAACGGGAGAGUGAGCGGGAGCAAACACGAAAAGAAGCCAGGGAAAGAGCACUAGCCUUCACAGAGAUCUCAGACGAAGAUGACACCGGAUCAGUGUCGGAUGAGGAAAUGGUCACUAUUCACAGCCGUGAGGAUUCAGUCGAGACUGUGUCUGAAUACAGUCCUAUGACACCUGACGAAGCCCACCUGGACUCUGGCAAACAGAAACUACAAAUUGUCGUUCCCAAAGACUCAUCCGCUGGGGACGAGCAUGUCCAGCCCCCAGCCAGGGAUACUUCGCCUGGUCCGAAGCUGAAAGCUGCUCUCACAAACUUUGCCGACUUUCACUACGAUCGGUAUUCCAUGAUCAUGGACGCUCCUGUGGAGCUGGUACAGUCACCAACGUCCGAUCCCGAUGAGCUAGAAACGCCUUGUGAGGUUGCCACGCCUGUGUCAUUCCGGCUACCCCAGAUGCGACCUGCGGUCAUCUCAAUCGUCUCGAAUAAUAAACGGCGCCCAUCAUCCGGAUCGUCGUCGUUCAAUCGAUCGCUGUUAAGAUCUGCCACGAUGCCUCCAGAAAUUCCGCUGAAGUCCUCCCGCCGCCUGUCACAGAUGUCGACCAUGUCAACAAACUCGGGGUUUCAAGCUUCGGAAGCAACACCCUUGACGGUGCCCGAGCUACCACGCAAUGCCAUGUAUAUGAUUGAGAACGCCUCACGCAAUUCAAUUGCAUUGAGUGCUAGUGGUGUACCCGUCACUGAGCCAACACGUCCAUCACAAAGCCGGAAAAGCAGUAUGCCCUUGCUCUCGGCAGCAUUCAAGUCAGGCCAUUCUCGGUUCAGCAGUAUCAAAGGUCUGGUGUCUCCCACCAAUACAUCACCAACAUCGUCCAUAUCACAUGCCCGGCCAGAAAGCUUGCUGCGGCACCAAACACGACCUAGCACGAGUUUGUCCAGACCGCGUACUGCAGUUGCGCCUUCCGCCGCUGUGGACGACCUCAGCUUCGAGACAGUGCCUGCUGAUCUCAAUGAUCCAUUACCGCUACCACGCUAUCACAACACGCCCGUCCCUCGACUUCGCACGCAUCUGCGCGAUCCGCCAGCAUAUACAGCAUGA
Molecule: messenger RNA, 1158 nt
Organism: Cyphellophora attinorum
Lineage: Eukaryota; Fungi; Ascomycota; Eurotiomycetes; Chaetothyriales; Cyphellophoraceae
Exons: 1
Coding region: 1-1158 (385 amino acids)
Source: RefSeq, a predicted model, not a curated record